CAAACAAUUAUUUUCUCCCUUGAUCGACAUUUAAUGGAAAAAGGAGAGCUCAGUCGUCCAAAAAUUCGGGGUUUCGGUUGCAUCACGAUUCCCGACUUGAUUAUUCUUCGUUUUGUUAUUUCGAGUCAGAAUAAUUUGUUUAAAUAGUUGACUGGUGUUGCAACAGACUUCAGACAUUAUUUAAAUUAUUACAUUGGUCACUGCAGCAUCAUCUAGUAUGAAAAGAGCCUAUUCAACAAUGGAGAACCCAAGUGGAGUAUCCAACAAAGUUGUUUUAGUGGAACCUAACCUUUCUCGAGGUGCUGAGUUAAUCAACCCCCACAGAACAAGAAAAUCAUCGCCACAGGAUCUAAUUCAAUUAGCAAUGGAAAUUCAAAAGGCAGACGAUUAUAUCAGAGCAAAUGCACAGAACCAACUCCACGUGAUUGCAGAGCAGAUCAAGUGUUUGCAGAUGCAAGCACAGAAAAUUUUACAAGAAGCUAAAGAGGGACAUAUGUUGCAUCAUGUGGCCUGUAAUUUUGUCAAACAUCCAGGAAAGAUUUAUCAUCUGUAUGAAAGACCAUCUGGACAGAAUUAUUUUUCAAUGUUGGGUCCAGAGGAAUGGGGCAGUACAGGACCUUCCCAAAUAUUCAGAGGAUCCUACCGUCUGGAACAUGACAACUCAUGGACUCCAUUGUCUAAAAUAGAGGCAAAAAAUGCUGAGCUGAGUGCCUUGGAGAAGUACCUCUCUCAGAAUUCAGCCCUAGCGAUAGAUUCAACUGACUUAAUGAGCAUAGACCCUUGAUCCACGUGGUCAAGACGUCAAUAGACAAUAAAUUCGUCUAAUGCAUCUAGAUGCACUCUGAUCAUGUGAUUACAUAAAGUAUAAUUUUUUAAUUAAUCCAGUCGUUAAGUAGCUAAGGCGACAUCAUCUCGAAGAAGAGUUUAUUAUACACUAAUUAAUCGUCCUUAAAUUAGUCUUCAAUUGCUCAUUGAAAUUUUUAGAACAUCAUUAGAACAACUCGUUUUCGAGAUAACUAGACAGCAGAGCUGUCAAAUGUGAAACUAUUUUAUCAUUUCAGGACGUACAUGAGGACGAAAAUAUAUGUUAAUUCGUCAACAAUCAAUCUUUUCUUUAUCCAGAAAAAUACAAUAGACUCUUGUCCAUCACAAAAAAAAUGUUAACACAUCUCAUGAAAUAAUUCGACGAAUGUCACAUUGUUGUCGAAUCAAUUUGCAAUUGCAUUUUAAAUAGCGAAGUAAAUUUCCUGGAAAUUA
Molecule: messenger RNA, 1257 nt
Organism: Diachasmimorpha longicaudata
Lineage: Eukaryota; Metazoa; Arthropoda; Insecta; Hymenoptera; Braconidae
Exons: 5
Coding region: 218-784 (188 amino acids)
Source: RefSeq, a predicted model, not a curated record